Penicillium samsonianum is the source of this 210-nucleotide messenger RNA. RefSeq lists its product as uncharacterized. The record is from RefSeq and is a predicted model, not a curated record. NCBI's taxonomy places the organism in Eukaryota, Fungi, Ascomycota, Eurotiomycetes, Eurotiales, Aspergillaceae. The coding region runs from base 1 to 210 and encodes 69 amino acids. The transcript has a single exon.
AUGGCAUUCAUGCAUUGGGCGUAUGAGCUGGAAUUGGUGCUGAAGAGUGCCUCGUACCGCUCAGGCCUCAGUAAUCCUUCCCUUGAAGGCUUAUACACUCAAGCUUCUAGGCUAUCUUGGCGGUUCCUGAACCCACCUCAUGCAUGUCAGAUCUUGCGCAACGCGGAGCGGAUCUUAUGCAACGGUAAUGGACCUGCGGCCUGGCAAUGA